Bombus pascuorum is the source of this 1816-nucleotide messenger RNA. RefSeq names its product jerky protein homolog-like (gene cag). NCBI's taxonomy places the organism in Eukaryota, Metazoa, Arthropoda, Insecta, Hymenoptera, Apidae. Bases 1005 to 1736 code for a protein of 243 amino acids. The transcript has 3 exons. Gene Ontology annotation, molecular function: DNA binding. The record is from RefSeq and is a predicted model, not a curated record. Gene Ontology annotation, cellular component: nucleus.
GGCAUACGUGCAUCAUUUAGUCGAGAACAUCACUGUGACUCGCGUUUCUGAUCUACGCAACAACGUGGCUUGCGGUCCCUUUUGUAACUAUCGCGUAAACUCCCACGUGCCACAUUAGGCCACCUUUCAUUCUCGAGUUAGAGGCACGAAUUCACCGAAGAAUUUACGUCGCUGGUAUACGAAUACAAUGGACUAGAAUUAUCCAGACGCGUUUCGAUAUGAAUUUCAAUGAGCUGCCUUAUCGAACAGAAGCUGUCGACGCUCCGAUAUAGGGUGUCUUCCCAUUUUAUUGAUGAAGAGCCAUUUAAAGUAGAGUUACUAUUUAUGUGCAGGGUAUUUUAUGUAGAGUCUUUUAUGUGCAAUGUCUUUAAUAUUUUUUUAUUAAGGAAUAAAAGACGUUGUGAAUGAAAUGUUUGUAAGUAAAUCAUAGUAUCUUGAAUAAAGAGAGAUAGAAGGAUAGAAGAAGAGAUGGAAGGGAGAGGAGAAAAGUGUAUUUCAUAAGAAUCUGCUAAGGCCAGAGGACUCAUCAGUUACGUUAACUUAGAAAGCAUGUGCCCAUGCCAUAGACACCCUGAUAAGAAAGUUAAGAAAUGAUACAUAUUUACAAUUACUGAUAAAUAGAAGAGAAAGUACUAGCGAGAAAGUGUUGUACGUCGGCAUAGUACGAAAGUGUAGGUAGCCAUCUGGUGGCAGAGUUGGGAGUGUCUCUACAUGUUCUUUCCCUUCCAGUUGGUUAAAUAACGUUUAGAGUGGGAAUUCAAAUAUAACAGUGUUGUAAAAAUAAUUAAAUUUCGUUAAAGUGAAAGUUGUUCAAGAAUUAGAAAAGAAAGAGAGAACAGAAAAUUUAUUAAUUUCAAUUAUAAAUCCCUCUUGAAAUAUAAAUUAAAAGCUCAUUUCUUCUAAUUAAUUGUAUUCAUAGUUGAUCCAACAGAGUGAUUCUUCAAUAUAAAUAUCGCACUGCUAGUGUGAUUAAUCAAUAUGCUGCAAGUAGGAAUGCUACAAACAUGUCAGGUAAAAGGAAAAAAGUGACUGUAACCAUAGCAAAGAAGUUGAAAGCUUUGUACAGGAUUGAUAAAGGUGAGCCAUUAAGAAGUAUUGCUAUUGAUUUAGGAGUAGGAAUAUCUACUGUUUCUGAUUGGAAAAAAAACAGAAAGGAGAUUGAAGAUUUUUGUGCCAAGAUGGUUUCUAGGGAUAGCUUAGGCAACAGAGGAACAAUUAAAAAAGCAAAGAAUGUAACACUGGAUGAUGCACUGUAUAUGUGGUAUAUUCAAGAACUUGAAAAUGGUAUUCCUAUGUCAGGACCUAUCCUUAGAAGAAAAGCUCUGAGUCUUAAUAAAAAGUUAGGUGGUGAUCCUACUUUCACAGCAAGUGUAGGGUGGUUAGGAAGAUGGAAAGCCCGACAUGGUAUAAAACUGACCCUUUGUAGUCAAAGUUUACUGGAGGAUACUGUCACUAAUGACAACUCAGAUCGAUUAUUAUCAGAAGAUGAUAUUGUGAGUGCGCGUUUAUCCACUCAAAAUGAAGAUGACAUCCAAGACUCUUUUAUUGAUAGAUGUCAUCAAAAAGAAAUAGAUGUCAACCACCUAGAAGCAACAACAAUGCUAGAAAAAUUGAUAACUUAUUUUGAACAGCAAAAUGACACCUUAGAGAAUGAUUUAAUGACUCUAAAACAUUUACACAAUCGUGUAUCAAAAAAAUAUUUGCUAACUCUAAAACAGAAAACUACUGUUUUGUAAUAUAAUAUUCUCAGUGUAUAAUUAUUGUAUAUAUCUUUCUAUUAUACCAUUUUUUAGUGUAAAUAAAUUUUGCAAAUAUA